Molecule: messenger RNA, 1250 nt
Organism: Planococcus citri (citrus mealybug)
Lineage: Eukaryota; Metazoa; Arthropoda; Insecta; Hemiptera; Pseudococcidae
Exons: 4
Coding region: 473-976 (167 amino acids)
Source: RefSeq, a predicted model, not a curated record
CAGUUUUUGUUUACUUUCAUAGCCCUACUUUCAUUCGUUGGGUUGUUUACUAUGUUUGUAUCGUUGCUGUACGAAUUGACGUGUAUUUUUUUUUUCAAUUCUAAGCGGGUGAUAUAAUCGUGUGAUAACAAAAUAUUACAUAUAUUUUUUCGGAUUCGUAAUUAUACGAUUAUCGUGUUGGGAAAAUCUAUUCCAUCGUGAACAGUGCUAUUUUUUCCACUCGAAACUCACUCUUCAGUGCACUAUCUUGUGUCGGAUUCGGAUUGUCGUGCGUUUAUCUAACUGUUGGAUGCGAUAAAGCUCAAAAGUUUGUCGAGUGUUCGAGUGUUUCGAGUUUUAUUUUUUCUCAAUUCGGCGUACGACUCGGUCGAGUGAAUAAGUUUUUUUCCCUCCCAUUAGUAAAUCAAUUAUUUGAACCUUGACCGCGCAAAAAACGACAAUAUUUUGCGAUUGCGGUCGAUUAGAAAAUAGCAUGAUACCGCCUGCUACUCAGUUCGAUGUACACACAGUAGUAUUACCUCACAGCACUUGCCACAAAAGAACCGAUAUGGUGAAUCGACAAUUGGUACAGAACGGUAACGCCGCUUCUCAGGAGCUCAUACAAGAUGAAGUCGUAUCUUCGAAUGAUAUAUCGGAACGUGGUUUGAUAUUACCGAAAAAACUUCUCAAUCCGUGUCUCGAGUCGCCGGAACACCAGCACUUACGUAAAGAGUUAAUCUUCAAUAAUAAAAUAGGCAAAAAUGUAUUGAAUCAAAAAUCCGAAUUGCGUAAAGCAUUGGAAAAGCAUAAAGAUGCCCAGCUCAAAAAAGAACUCGAACAGAAGAAAAAUGAGUCGAAAAGUUUACUCGAGAAAGCUGUCGAAGAUCGUGCUGAGAAAAUUGAGCAGAUGAAAAAAACAGUCGAGGAAGAUCUCAAUAAACCGGAAUUUUUACAAGUUCACGCCAAACUCAGAGCUAAAAUGGAGUCAAAAUCGUAAAAUAAAUUCGUAUACGUGUACUUGUUCGUCGCUGUGUUUUGCAGUGUGUGGUUUUUUUCUUCUUUUUUUUUUUUUCUUAACAGAGCAGAAUGGAAAAAAGUGAUCGAUUUGUAAAUACCUACCUACUAUAAUAACCUAUAUAUUUUUCUCGAUGUGUAUUAUAGAAGUAAUCUAAUUAUUUCUUAUUUGCAUAAUAAUGUAGCUUAAGUUGGAGAGAAAAAAAAACAUUAAUAAAUGUACAGCUUUUUAGAAAAAUAAAUAUUUUAUUACGUAA